GUCGCGGGAGCGCGCCUCAGUGUCCCGCCCCGGAUUUGGCCGGACAGUUCGCACAGUGCCGGGAGAUAAGAACUUUUUCUUUAUUCUAGUGUACCUGUCACCGUAACCGGGAGGCUGCGGCGAGCCGUUCUCUGGAGCUGUGCUGUUGGAGGAGGCAUGGAGUACCCCGUGCCUAGGGGGGAUGUAAUGACUUCGCUUCUACAAGACCGCUCAAAAGAAGAAUGUUCAGAGGAUGACAAGUGUAUUCUGAGUAGAUCAUUGGUCGAAGAGGAAGAUCCUCAUUUGAAAGUCUCUCUUGGGAACAACGAUAUGGGUGUCUCUGCUCAUCUUCAGUCCUCAAAGACCGGAACCACCAGAUUUUUCACCAGCAAUACUCACAGUUCAGUGGUGUUACAGGGCUUUGACCAGUUAAGAAUUGAGGGUUUACUCUGUGAUGUGACACUUGUACCGGGGGAUGGGGAUGAGAUAUUUCCAGUUCACCGAGCUAUGAUGGCCUCCUCAAGUGACUACUUCAAAGCCAUGUUCACAGGUGGAAUGAAGGAACAAGACUUAAUGUGCAUUAAAUUACAUGGCGUGAACAAAAUUGGAUUAAAAAAAAUUAUUGAUUUCAUAUACACUUCAAAACUUUCCCUGAACAUGGAUAAUCUUCAAGAUACGCUGGAAGCUGCUAGUUUUUUACAGAUACUGCCAGUUUUGGACUUCUGCAAAGUGUUUCUUAUAUCAGGGGUAACGUUGGAAAAUUGUGUUGAAGUUGGACGGAUUGCAAAUACUUACAAUCUCACUGAAGUUGAUAAAUAUGUAAAUAACUUUAUCUUGAAGAACUUCCCUCCGUUAUUAACUACUGGGGAGUUUGUGAAACUCCCGUUCGAUCGUCUCGCCUUUGUCCUCUCCAGCAAUAGCCUUAAGCACUGUUCUGAGCUGGAACUCUUUAAGGCGGCCUGCCGAUGGCUACGAUACGAAGACUCUCGGAUGGAAUAUGCUGCAAAGAUAAUGAAGAACAUCAGAUUUCCUCUGAUGACACCACAAGACCUUAUCAACCACGUCCAGACUGUGGAUUUCAUGAGGACUGACAAUACUUGUGUAAACCUACUUUUAGAAGCUAGCAAUUACCAAAUGAUGCCAUACAUGCAACCUGUUAUGCAGUCUGAAAGAACUGCCAUUCGCUCGGACAGCACCCAUUUGGUUACUCUUGGGGGGGUUUUGCGACAGCAGCUGGUUGUUAGCAAGGAGUUGCGCAUGUACGACGAGAAGGGGCACGAAUGGAAAGCCUUAGCUCCUAUGGAUGCUCCCAGAUAUCAGCAUGGAAUUGCCGUCAUUGGAAACUUUCUGUAUGUAGUCGGUGGCCAAAGCAAUUACGACACAAAAGGUAAAACCGCAGUGGACACGGUCUUCAGGUUCGAUCCUCGUUACAAUAAAUGGAUGCAAGUGGCCUCUCUGAACGAAAAGCGGACCUUUUUCCACCUAAGUGCCCUCAAAGGUCAUCUGUAUGCAGUCGGUGGUCGCAAUGCAGCUGGCGAGCUUGUCACUGUAGAAUGUUACAAUCCUAGAACCAACGAGUGGAGUUAUGUUGCGAAGAUGAGCGAACCGCACUAUGGACACGCUGGGACGGUGUUUGGUGGACUCAUGUACAUUUCAGGUGGAAUUACACAUGACACCUUCCAGAAGGAAUUGAUGUGCUUUGACCCAGACACUGACAAAUGGACUCAGAAAGCACCAAUGACCACAGUCCGAGGGCUGCAUUGCAUGUGCACCGUCGGAGACAAACUGUAUGUCAUCGGUGGCAAUCACUUCCGAGGGACUAGCGAUUACGACGACGUUCUCAGCUGUGAGUACUACUCUCCAUCUUUGGAUCAAUGGACACCUAUCGCUGCAAUGUUACGGGGACAAAGCGACGUCGGGGUAGCGGUUUUCGAAAACAAGAUUUACGUGGUUGGAGGAUAUUCUUGGAAUAACAGGUGUAUGGUUGAAAUAGUCCAGAAGUAUGAUCCUGAGAAAGAUGAAUGGCACAAAGUGUUUGAUCUGCCAGAGUCCCUCGGGGGCAUCAGAGCUUGCACUCUUACCGUUUUUCCACCAGAAGAUAACAGCUGUUCGCCUUCUCGGGAAUCUCCUUUAUCAGCACCUUGAAGACUGUAAUAUCUUUGCACUGUAUUAUGGAUUUUUUUUUUUCCCAGUAGUAUCCGAUAAGCUUGACCAACUGGAAUUGGCAAACCUACUUAGGGAAAGACUAUCAUUUUAUUUAUACUAUCCAUUUGGCUUGGGAUAUUUAUCGAAAAUGUUAAUUAUAUUUAAAACGGUCAAAUGUUUAGCAAAACACUCCGUAGCCUGUCAGAGAUUUCGAUGAGGUACGUCUGCAACGUGAGAAAUGAACGCUCUUGGUAUAAACCCAAAUAGAAAUGGGUAACGUGGCUGUAAUAUUAUUGAAAUCAUAUGAUGAUAAUUUUACGUUUUUUCAAAUAUACAAACAUAUUGGUUUUCAGUUUUAAUAUUUGAAAAGUUAUUCUGCCAUGAAAUGUCUGCUGUCCUAUCUACUUAAAUACUCCCUAAAAUAUACUUUAUUGGAAAUAUCUGAAACAGAACCCUUAAAAAAUCAAAAGGAAAGAGUUAGUUGUUCCCUGGUUUAGCUGCACCAAUCAAUUAAUUUCAGGUACUGCAUUACCCCCUUGAUAAGAAACUUUUUUAAUUUAGCUUGGAAUUGUUUCCCUUUACUGAAUUAGAUAAGGGCUAGACAUGACACGGGACAAAAGUAAUUCACGAGACCAAGGAUUAUAUUUGCGUCUCUGGCUUACUCCCUUUUAUUUCUUUCAUGUUGAAACAACCUGCGUAUCAUUUUGUUCAAUGUACAGUCUUGAUUGAGGUUAUUUAGCACAAAAUGCAGCUUGGGGCUGGAAAGCUGCUUUUGCUCAGUGGACUCCCAUGUUUUAUCUUCCUUUGUUCAAUAAAAUAAAAAAAAAUAAAAAAAUAAAAAAA
Spea bombifrons (plains spadefoot toad) is the source of this 2967-nucleotide messenger RNA. RefSeq names its product kelch like family member 13 (gene KLHL13). Gene Ontology annotation, cellular component: Cul3-RING ubiquitin ligase complex. The record is from RefSeq and is a predicted model, not a curated record. Gene Ontology annotation, molecular function: cullin family protein binding; ubiquitin-protein transferase activity. The transcript has 9 exons. Lineage: Eukaryota; Metazoa; Chordata; Amphibia; Anura; Pelobatidae. Gene Ontology annotation, biological process: regulation of cytokinesis; protein ubiquitination. The coding region runs from base 157 to 2124 and encodes 655 amino acids.